CAUCUGACCGUAGAUUACCAAACCGGUUGUACUUUGUGGAACAGAUGCGGCCGACUGCUUUGCACUCUCUCACGCUCCCACCCCUUGUUCUUCUUCUGGCGCUCAGCAUGGUCAAGGCUCUGACGCCUUUGAAGGUGUUUUCGACCUGGCUCCGCGACAUCAAGGACUCUGACGAGGACUGUGCCGAGCUUAUGCAGGAUAUACUGCAGUACCUCGUGAAGCUCCCCAUCACUCUCGAAAGCCUCAAGUCGUGUCACCUUGGCCGCAUCGUCAAGUCACUGACGAAGAUGGACACGCUCUCUGAAGAAUGCAAGACACUCGCAUCGGCCCUGAUGGAGAACUGGCGACAACUACUGGUGGUCGAGCCCGAGAAGAAAGAAGAAAAGCCGGUCGUCGUCGAGAACAAACCCGAUCUCAAGCGGCGCGCGCCAGGGACCGACGACAAAAAGGUCAGGUCGGCCAGCGCACCGCAACUGCCGGCCAAGGCCGCACCCAUCAAGAAGCCCAGGAUACUUGGAGAUGCCGCAGCAAAGAGGCGGCCUGAGGUCGAGCCGGUAGAGCCCCCAAAGGAACCGUUCCCGUCGCUGCCGCUGCCGAAAUUCAAGAAAAGCGACAAGCCCAUGAUACAGAGUGCACCUCCGAAGGAAGUGCCCGCUGAUGGACCUGACGAACCCAUGUCCGAAUCGUCCCCGACCAGCCGCCCACUAUCGCUUCUCGGGGCGGACGUCGACAUACCCUCGUAUCGAAGAGCUGAGGCAGUAGCGGAUACACCGGACGAGCCCAUGAGGGAUAGCUCCGAGCCUUCGGAUAUGGCUGACGUGAACAUGAGCGAUCCAGCGCCGCGGAAGAAGAAAAAGGUGUCGUUCGCCCCGGACCAUGAGCUCGAAAAGAUCCGGUACUUUGACGCUGGCCGGGAGGAGGAGGCCCACCAGCGCACCGAGGCCGAUCACCAGUUCGGAGACGCCCGCGAUUUGGACCGUUCGGAGGGUCGGCGCUAUUGCGGCCGCAUGGCCCAACCCUAUCUCGCCAGCAGGGAGAUGUCUGUCGUGCAAGAGCAAUACGAGAUUCGCGCCAUGCGGACUGUUGCGCCAACAAGCUCGUUUGAGAGCGUCGAUGCCAUUGAGCAGGCCAAGCGCGAGCAGACCGUCUUGUCUGCCAGUUACUUUGAUGAGUCUGAGAUCCCCAAUUCACCAGCCGAACCCGAUGCUAGGUUCGACGAGCCGCAGCCAAGCCAGUCAACCAGCUUCAAGAUGCCAAACGCCACAGGCUUUGUUGAACCAGCGCCUGGGGCACCUGGGGCACCUGGGGCACCUGGGGCGAUGCCAGCUGCUGGGGGCAUGCAUGAGGCGCCCGCAGAUAUCCAAGGGCUCACGGCCGUGCAACCUCUUGUCAACAGUGCUGCGACCCAGGCCCAGGUCCAGGCGCUCCUGAUGACACCGGCGGCCCAGGCACUGCUUGGCAAUCUCCUCCAGACUCAGAACGGCAUAUCGCUUCCGUUUUCUGCCCUUCCGCUCGGGACAGCACAGCCGCCUCCGAGCGGGCUACCGCUUCCCACCCAGCAGCCCUACCAACAGCUGCUACCGCCGCAGUCGCUGCAGCCGCAGCAGCAACAACAGCAACAGCAGUACCAACACCACCGCCAGCCACCACUCUAUCCCGGGCCGCCAAUGCAAACCCCCACCGCGCCACCGUCACCUCCUCGGGCGGGCGGUGAUGACCCAAUGCGAGGCAACCGGAGUAACCGUGGGGGAUACGCACGAGAGGCCGGCGGGCCCUACUUCAACCACCGCAACAACGACGGGGGCCAGUUGAAUGACAGUGACUACGGACCAGGCGCAGGCAGGUCCAAGCGGCAGCGGGGACCCGACCAAGCCGGAUUCCGGCGAUCCAUCUGCAAGUUCUGGUCGCCCAACCCCAGUAAGAACCAGUGCAAGUACGGAGCAAAAUGCAACAACAUCCACGAAGACAACGAGCGGCGCGGAGGAUAUCGGUGACAGUACGAGGCAGUGCGGGCUCGCUGCAAUUGGUCACAUUCUAUGAACGGCAGCAACCACC
Messenger RNA from Polychytrium aggregatum, 2055 nucleotides. RefSeq lists its product as uncharacterized. The record is from RefSeq and is a predicted model, not a curated record. The transcript is spliced from 6 exons. The coding region runs from base 45 to 1994 and encodes 649 amino acids. Lineage: Eukaryota; Fungi; Chytridiomycota; Chytridiomycetes; Polychytriales. Gene Ontology annotation, molecular function: metal ion binding.